Paramecium sonneborni is the source of this 1351-nucleotide messenger RNA. NCBI's taxonomy places the organism in Eukaryota, Ciliophora, Oligohymenophorea, Peniculida, Parameciidae. The record is from the annotation of a GenBank genome assembly.
AAAAGAAUGGGCGCUAUUUAAGCUUAUGUGAAUUAUAAUACAGGAUUGAGUUUCUCCUAAGAUUUAAAUGCUUAAAUUGAAUGCUGUGGAACAACUUAUCUUUCAGCAUUUGGUAAUAUCCAGUUGUGGAAAAUAAAGAAUGACACUUCUCUUGAACUCUUUUCUUUUGUAAUAGAUAUAAAUUAUCUAAGACAAGACAUGUAUAUUAUUAAGAUUCCACAUUAUUAAAAAUACAUUCAAAGAGAACUUCAUUGUAGCAUCCUAAUAUAUUAAAAUAUUAUGCUUGUACUUAAGAUUCUCCUUUACUUGGCGGAAAUGUAGAAACUUUAUAAUUUUUCUUUGAAUAUAUUCCCAAAACCCUUUCUCAAAAUAUAUGUGCAAGAUCUGAAACAUUUAGAGAAAUAGAAGUUUGGAAAGUAAUUUAUAAAAUUGUUAUGAACUAGUCACUUGAAUAAUUAGUAAGUGUUUUAAAAUACUUGUAAGAAAAUGAAUGUUCUCAUGGAAAAAUCACAUCAGACAAUAUCUUCAUUACUUCAGACUAAACUUUAAAGACUUUAGAUUAAAUUACAAUACAAUAAAAUUCGUAAUAAAUAAAGCAAGAUGUUUUUGAUUUAGCUUAAGUAAUAGUGGAACUAAUGACUAAAAAAAGUAAUCUAAAUGAAUAAUUAUAGAAUUCCAUGUAAGUUUAAAAGAAACAGUAAUUUCUUUAAUGGGUGAUUAUUCUUAAUAACUUCUAUAAUUAUUAGCUAGAAUGCUUAAUAAUACCCCAGAAAAAAGACCAGAUUUUAUAGAAUUAUCAUAAAUUCUGUAGAGCAGAAAACAUAGAUCUACAAGUGUAGAAUAAGAAGUGAUUGUUUCACCUUAAAGGAUAAAAUAGAAAGAAAAAUAGAAUAACUAAUCUUAAAAUUAAUUGGGAAAUAAAAAAAUAAUUAAAGUAUUUAAUUAGAAUGUCUACUAAAGACAUUAAUCACCUUAAAAAAUAAUUAGAUAUUCACCAUAAAGAAUUAUACCUUAUUAAACUUCACCUUAAAGAGUGAGAGUAAUUUCACCAUAAAGAAAAGAACCAUCCUAUUUAUCUGUUAAUUAAUCAUUUUAAUAAUUAAAUGGAAUAUAUAGAACUGCAAGUCCUAUAAAAUAAGGAAAUAUCAAUGGCUCCUAAGCAUCAACUAUUGGAAGCUAUGGAGCAUCAUUAAUAGAAUCUUAUAAAACUUAAUAUACUUUCUAUACUCAAAGAAACAUUAAACCUAAUAUUUAUAUUCCUUAACAUAAAAGUGAAGUUAAAAGAAUGCUAUUUAAAGAGGAUUUGAAUCAAACUUCAUCCAGUUAACCUCCAAUUGAAAUUAUUUUAUGA